UUGGGAUUGCAUCAAACAAGUAAUGGGUCAAGCUGAUAUGCCUAUCCCUUAAAAAAAAGCCGACUUUUUUUAAUGUAAUUAUCUAUGUUUUUUUUUUUGAGAAAACGUAAUUAUCUAUGCUGUAUAAAAAACAAAACAGCUCUACAAAUACAGGCAAAAACAGAGGGCAUCUGAAAGAAGCAAGUUGUCUCCUACUGUGUCUUUCCACACUCUUGUCUUUUGCAUACGUAUUCUCACACUCACCUAUGUACGGGCUAUUUUAUUGCCGUUAUAAGUUACAUAUACGUUCUCCCUAAAAGAAAGAGAAUACUAUUUUGAUUCAUGACAUCAUUGUACACUGAAUAUACAGCCCAUUCCAACGGAUCAUUUGUACACUGAACAAGAUACUCUUUAGCAUAUCUAUAUUUUUCAUGUAUAUUUAAUAACAUGCAAGCAUAUAUAUAUGUGUUAGUCUACUCUCAUAAAUCGUUACGGAGUGACAUAGUUACUAGUCAGGAAGGUCAACGUACGUAUUUAUGAGCAAUGGAUUUUAUAACACACUCACUUGAGUGGUUUCGUGGCUUCGUGGCACACUGAGAUGUUUUGGUUCCAUUUAUAACUGAACUAAUUUAGUUACAUUCGAAGACUCUUAGUGGCUAGAGUGUGAAGAAGGAAAUGAAAUUAUUAAACCAUCCUUUUAAUAUUUAGAGAGGCUUGAGCAGAAAUGUGGACUCGAUACCAAGGUGCCCUUAAGAAACUAAAUAUCUAUUUUUUUUUUACUAAAUAAAUAAGUAAUCUUAACUCACGAGUAAAUAGGUCCAAACGGUGCGUAACCCACAGGUAGGCUCGCGUACCAAAUUUACAAAAGAGACGAAAGCAAAGGACACAACGACAAUUGGAAGUAGUUUCCUCCGGCUAGCAGGAUUCGAACUUACAACCUGAAAGAAGGAGUCCACCUUUACCAUUCAACCAUGAUGUUCCAAAAAAAAAUAAAAAUAUGAGAGUAAAUAUCUAUUUCUCAUCAAAUUAUUAUCAGUUUACAAUACCUUCAAUCAACCGUGAUCAAACAUAUAUUUUAUAAUAUGUAUCGGAGUUUAUGGUUCAUUGGUGAUUAAUUUGAGGGCGAAGUCCAAUAUGGUAAAAUCAUACGGGUUCGAAUCCCGGCUAAAGAAUUAAAAUUUUAGUAUCACCAGAAAUAUGAUACUGACACAUAGAUGAAUAACGUAGACUGACGUGACGAUCCACUUCGGUGGAUGUCAGGAUAUCCCUAAUAAAAUAUAAAUACAGGAAGAGCACAGUUUCAUGUUAACUGUCAAAUCUAAUUAAAAGCAUAGAGUGUCCAGUAAAAAUUAUAGGAGAGUUGCGCGUAAAAAAUAAAAUCGAGUGGCUUAUCCAUUGUAAGCCAUGUUUCUCUAACGUAAUAAAUAUCGCACGGUUUCUUUUUUCUUCUUGAAUUUUUUUGCACUGUUUCUUCUCCACCUUCGGUUUGGAUCGUUCUUCUUAAUCAGUCCCGGCUUAAAACUAUAUUGGACCCUUGGACAAACUUUUUUAUGUAUUAUAAUUAGUUAAGUUAUAGACCCUUGUUGUAAAAAAUAAACAUAAAUAUAGACCUUUUAUCAUUAAAUUUAGUUAAUUUUAAUAUGGAUCCAUGAUAUAUGACAUGUUUACUACGUCCUAGAAUCGGCACUGUUCUUAAUUAGUACAUUUUUUCUUUUUUUUUUCGCGUUGGAUCUUUAUGCUUAUUAAAAAUAUAUUAUUCACUGAUAUAUGUACCAUAUCGAAAAUCUAACUAAAAAUGAUUGAUAAAUUUACCAAAUAUAUUGUAUUUUUAAAUUAAAUAUAAGCUAUAACAUUGUUUUCAGCGAUAGUUAAUUUGUAUUAUUGAAUUUAUUGAUCAGUUUUAAAAUGAUUUAUUAUUCAAUUUAUAAACAUCAGUUGAAAGAAAAAAUCAUAAUCAAAUCAUUUCCAUAAGUUGUGAUCAAUAUAUUCUGAUGUAAAAGAUAUAAUCAAGUUUUAAGUUACACAAAAAAAUUUUUUAUAAAAGAUACAAAUAUCUCAUGAUUUUCUCAAAGGUUAUAUUUUCUCUGUUUUAUUUUUAUUUUAAUGGUUAUAUACAAUAGAUAUACUUUUGAUAAAGAUGCUAUAAAGUUUUUACGCAGGACAUCUAUCUUCUGAUAUAGUACUAAAUUGAAUAUUUUAGUUUCUGAUAUAGUACUAAAUUAUUUUUUUAAGUUCAGUUAAUAUAUAACACUAUAUUUAUGUAGAUAAAUUUAGAUGUCGUAAGCUAUAGGCUAUAUGAAUGUAAGAGAAUAUUAUACCAUCAUCAUAAAAGUUUCAUUUUUUUUCUUAGUAAUAUUAUCAGGACUAUGAUGUCAACUGAUUUAUCAAUAUUUAAUUUUAUCAAGUUGACAAAAAUAUCAUAUUUAUGACUUUUUUUUUUGAAAAAAAUCAGUAUUAUGACUUACUUAUAAUGUAACUUAAAUUUAUUUUAAAAAAAAAACUUAAAUUCAUUUUAGGAAACUUAAAUUCAUUUUAAACCUUUUUAGGAAACUAUCUCUACAGAGAUUUUAGUCAUCUUCAAAACCAAGAAGUUUUGAAAUCUUAGUGCCAAAGAAAAACAUAUUGAUUUCUUUAGCGAAAGUGACAAAAAAAAUCUUUUUAGACGUUUCUGUUGCAUGACGCCAAAAUAGCCUGCUUCACGAAGGAAAUACAAACUAGUGAACUAGGUAAACGAUAUGGAAGUGAUUGGUGCUGAGAAAAAAUCUACAAAGUUUUUUUUUUGGUAAAAAAAAAUCUACAAAGUUAUUUAUAUCUACAAAUUUAUUUAAGAAAAAUUUAAAACUCCAAUACUUUUAUCAGGAUGCAAACAAUUUUUACUAAUGAAGCAGAAGAUUUCAAUUUUGCGACGUAGAUUCUUAGGAGACGUUAUUAAGAACUGAAUGGUAUUUUUACUAGACUAGAAACCAUUGUACGAACACAUGUCGGGAUAAUUUUUCAUAGAACCCGAUCACUAAGCUAUCCUAAUUAUUGCUUUUCAAAAACAAAGAAUAUUAGUUUAACAUUUAUUCUUUGAUGAUUUUAUACAGCCGAAAGAGGGAUAAUCAUAACCGAGGGCAUCCUCGAUUAAUUAUUUUCGGGUGGACGGUACAAUUAAUUUGUGUCUCCAUAUUUCUCACAAACAUUUCAUAACUUUUUUUAAACACUUUUCUAUGCAUUUCCUCCUUCAAUCUUGAGCUUAUAUCUCUCUUCUAUGCAAUCAACAAUCCAUACAUUUCAUAACUUCUUAUUUAAUUUUUCUCCUACUUCAAAAUAAUAAUUGAUGAGAGAUGUGUUGGAAAUCCAUUAGUUCAAUACUAUUGCACCCCCUUUAGAGUUUAAACUUAUCAUGUAGCGUGGUAUUCAUUUUAAUGUGUCACCACCUUAAUUAUCACUGAUAGGGGAAAACUUAAUCAAUUAUAUUUGUGGUAGUUAAGCCAUAUUUAUGUUAAGAAACCUUUGAUUUUGGGACAGACUUAGCCGACAUUAAAGUAUAAAAUCACUAAAGACUUGCAUCAACCGACUAUUAAAUUUCACAUGGAACUGGAUUCCGAUUGAGCAGAACCGGCCUAGCCCGUCUGACACAACUGCAUUCAAAUAACUAGAUUGAACGUAUUGUUUGCAAGUGCAAUUUUGUUUUUGUUUGUUAUAUAAGAUUUUGAGCAAAUUGGACAUUUUAAUAUAUUGAAAAUGAGAUUAGAUUAAUAAGAUAGAUAGACCAGAUUAAUAUGGAUAACCCAUAGAUAACUUUUUAAUGGUAUCAUUACCGUAAAUUUAUUACUUUUUCUGUUUCACAAAAAUACAUGUUUUAGAAAAAAAAUUAUUUGAAAAUAUACAUAUUUGUAUUUUCAAUAUAUAUCUUAUUAAAUAAUAAUAAUUAAUUGUAAACUUUAAAAAGAAUAAUUAAUUUUGUUAAAUUUUUAUGGUUUAAAAUUAUGGGAAAUAGAAAAUCACAGAAUAUGCACUUAUAACUAAAAUUUAAUAUGUAUGAAAAUUUUAAAAUAUGUAUUAUAAACAGAAUGAUUAUUUUUUUGUCUCAAAAAUAACAUGCAUAUAAUUAAUGAAUGGCAAAUCAAAACGGAUAAGGAGUACUGUAAACUUUUGUACACAUUCUAUGACUGUCCCUACUGGGCAAUGCUCAAAUAUGAUUUGCUAUAUCUUCCAUUGUAAAGCAAAUUCCAUAGUUUGUGUAUCUCCACUCCAGGUACGCGUGACAUUUAUAGUCUAAUAGUAUUUCACCUAUACGUUAUAACAAAACAUAGUAUAUGUUAAAAUAAUUAUAUCUUUACUUAUCAAAAAAAAAAUUAUAUUCUAACAAAGCCUCUAAAAAAGAUGAUAAACCACAUGUAACUUAAUAAACAAGGAAACAAUAUAUUAUUUAAGAAAUCCUCCUCCUAUAAAUUCAUGGGCGUACACUCUAGUCAACACCUCACAAAGUCAUAAACAUACAAAAACAUUUCUUCUCUUUUAUUACCCAAAAGCAACAGAAAAAAAAAAGAACCAACUAAACAAUUUCAAAUUUUUUGAAAGCAAUGGACCAAGGACAAACACCACAUAGCACAACCGGCCAAAGCCACUCACCUUCUUCCUCCGCUUCCGGUUCCACCUCAACCGAACCAGUUCGGUCACGAUGGUCACCUAAACCAGAACAAAUACUCAUACUUGAGUCGAUCUUUAACAGUGGUAUGGUUAACCCUCCAAAAGAAGAGACGGUAAGGAUACGAAAGAUGCUGGAGAAAUUCGGCAAGGUGGGAGAUGCAAAUGUCUUCUACUGGUUUCAAAACCGGCGGUCAAGAUCUCGCCGAAGGCAGCGGCAACUCCAGGCUGCAGCUGCAGCAGCGACCACAACCACUAAUACUUGUGACCAGACCAUGAUGGUGAGCAACAACUUGCCACAACAUAGUGGAAGUGAUUUGGGGUUUGGAGGUUGUAGCACUUCUAAUUACUUAUUUGCUAGCUCUUCUUCUUAUGGCGCUGGAUGUGAUAAUCAUAGCAAUAAUGGCAUGGAGAAUCUCUUAACAAUGUCUGGUGAAAUGGGUUACCAUGAAGCUAAUCAACAUCAUUAUAACUAUCAUAGCUCAAAUGUCGAAUCAAUUUUGUGCCCAUCUGAACAAAGCUCCAAUUAUCACUACCAACAAGGGUCUAUAAUGGUGUUUAUAAACGGAGUUCCAACAGAAGUGACGAGCGGAGGUAUUGAUAUGAAAGCAACGUUUGGAGAAGAUUUGGUUUUGGUGAAUUCCUCAGGUGUUCCUCUUCCUACUGAUCAGUUUGGGUUUUUGAUGCAUAGCUUACAACAUGGUGAAGCUUAUUUCCUGGUUCCAAGACCGACAUGAACUGGCUUUACUCUUGUGUUAUGUGGUGAUUCAACAGAUGCCUUGUUAUUCUACCUUAGUCUAUAUGGCUGCGGUCCAUCCAUUUUUUUUCCCUUUUUUUAUGAAUCUAUCGUGUAAUAAAAGUUUCUUCUGUUGUCUCUUAGUUUUGCAAUCUAAUUAAAUAAAUAAACAAAGUCAAAA
This is a messenger RNA of Brassica napus (rape), 5528 nucleotides long. Its product is annotated as WUSCHEL-related homeobox 11-like. The coding region runs from base 4548 to 5348 and encodes 266 amino acids. NCBI's taxonomy places the organism in Eukaryota, Viridiplantae, Streptophyta, Magnoliopsida, Brassicales, Brassicaceae. The transcript is spliced from 4 exons. Gene Ontology annotation, molecular function: DNA binding; DNA-binding transcription factor activity. Gene Ontology annotation, biological process: adventitious root development. The record is from RefSeq and is a predicted model, not a curated record.